AAACAUCAUCUCGAAUAUCAUCUUCGUAACCAUUUCGGCUCGAAACCAUUCAAAUGUAACAAAUGUAACUACUCGUGUGUAAAUAAAUCCAUGUUGAACAGUCACAUGAAAUCACACACCAAUGUAUAUCAGUAUAGAUGUGCCGAUUGUACCUACGCUACUAAAUACUGCCACAGUUUGAAGCUCCACCUACGCAAAUACAACCAU
Lottia gigantea (owl limpet) is the source of this 207-nucleotide messenger RNA. RefSeq lists its product as hypothetical. Gene Ontology annotation, molecular function: DNA-binding transcription factor activity, RNA polymerase II-specific; RNA polymerase II transcription regulatory region sequence-specific DNA binding. The annotation marks the transcript as partial. Gene Ontology annotation, biological process: regulation of transcription by RNA polymerase II. The record is from RefSeq and is a predicted model, not a curated record. The transcript has a single exon. Lineage: Eukaryota; Metazoa; Mollusca; Gastropoda; Lottiidae.